Messenger RNA from Stylonychia lemnae, 3300 nucleotides. The record is from the annotation of a GenBank genome assembly. NCBI's taxonomy places the organism in Eukaryota, Ciliophora, Spirotrichea, Sporadotrichida, Oxytrichidae.
AUGAAACUGGACAGACAUACUAAUAGUUAUCUAUAUAACUACCAAGACUAAAGUAACAGAUACUUUAGUUCAACACAACCAACAAAGAAAGAGAUAAAUUAGUUUCUGUACCCCUUGAUAUUCAAUGAGGAAACAAAGAAAAAAUUAUAUGGUUCUACUAUAUUGUUGGCAUUAUCUAAAACCCUUGCAAUAGCGAGUCCUUUCUUUUUAAAGAUUGCAGUAAACGCUAUAGCUGAGGCUCAAAAAAUGGACUUUAAUCUAGCUUGCAUGAGUAUUAUGGCCUAUGGUGCAUCAAGAUUUUUAUCAACAGUGUUUUAGGAAAUAAGAAUGAAUCAAAUAACUUAAAUUAUUCAGACAGGAUUGAAGAAUCUUUCAUUGACAUCUUUCAACCAUCUUCAUACUUUAGAUAUCUACUACCACAAAAUUUCAUCAAAAAAUACUGUGUUUGCUAUUGUUAAAGCAGUAAAAUCAGUUGAGAGUGCAAUGAGGUUUGCUCUUGGAUUCUUCGCUCCUGUUGGCUUUGAAUUUUUCCUUCUAUGUGGAACACUGUAUUUUUAUUGUGGCACCCCUUAUUUAGUAAAUAUGUUAUUUACUCUCUCAAUGUAUACAGCCUUCACUAAAUGGUACAGUUCCUUUAGAUAAGCUUUGAUAAGAAAAAAUAAGAAUAAUGAAAAAAAAUCCGAGUUCUACUUAAACGAGAGUAUCAUGAAUUUUGAAACAGUAAAGAAUUACAAUAAUGAAAAGCUAGAAACAAAGAGAUAUGAGAAACUUUUAAAUAAGAUUAAGGACUCAGGCUAUUUCAUUCAACAGACACUCUCGAAGUUAAAUAUUGGACAGGGCCUCAUUUACUCUCUUGGUUUGACAUUUAAUUUGAUAUUGUCUGCAUAUGAUGUUUCCUAAGGAAAACUAACUCCUGGUGAUUUUGUAAUGAUACAGGCUCUAUUUCUGUAACUCAGUGGACCAAUAAGCAACAUGGGAACACUAUUUAGAUAAAUUGAUUAGUCAUAGGUUGAUAUUGAGGAUCUUUAUUUUCUAAUAUAAUAGUAGCCAUUAGUCAAAGAAUCGCCAAAUGCUAAGCCAUUUAUUUUCAAAGAAGGAUAGAUUGAGUUAAGGAACAUUAAGUUUAAGCAUUUGUUAACAUCUGUUAAUAAGGAGCAUAAAAAAUUGGGUUAAAUAAAUGCAAACCAAGAAAAUAAUUAGAAUAAAUAUCUUUUUGAUGACUUAUCCAUUACAAUAAAGCCAAGAACAACUAAUGCGAUUGUAGGAUAUAGUGGCUUUGGAAAGACUACACUUUUGAAUAUUAUGACAAGAAUUUAUGAUCCAGACUAAGGAUAAGUUCUCAUUGAUGGAUAAGACAUUAAGGAUUUGACAUUCGAGUCUUACAGAAAAUAUAUUAGUGUAGUGCCACAGAAUGGAAUAUUGUUUAAUGACACGAUCCUUUUUAAUUUGAAGUAUGGUAAUCUAGAUGCAACAAUGGAAGAAGUUGUAGAAAUAGCUAAAAAGUGUUAAAUUCAUGAUAGAAUUCUAACUAUGGAAUAAGGCUACGAUACCUAGGUAGGGGAUUUAGGAAGCAAAUUAUCUGGAGGAGAGAGGCAAAGAAUAUUAAUUGCCAGAGCUUUACUCAAGAAAGAUUGUGAAAUAUUCCUUUUUGAUGAAGCUACUAGCAACUUAGAUUCUCAUAUUGAGAGAGACUUAACAGACUGCUUAGAUGAGAUGAUGGUUAAUAAGACAGUUAUCUACUGUGCUCAUAGACUAUCAUCAAUUGUCAAUGUAGAUAAUAUUUAUGUCAUGGCUGAUGGGAAAGUAGCUGAAUAAGGUACUCAUUGGGAUUUAAUAUAACGCGAAGGCUCUCUAUAUAGUUAAAUGUGGAAGGAUUAUCUUAGAGAAUAGGAAGUAAAGACGGAGGGAAAAGUACUUGAAGUUUAAGUAAAUCCUUAAGAUAGUAAAGUUAUCUAACCAAAGACCCUGCUUAAGCUACAAAAGGAGGCACCUUCAAAUAUUUAAAUCAUCAAGCCAGAUUAGAGGAAGGAGUAGAAUCAGUAGAAUAUUGGUGCGAUGAUGAUGGGUAGAUAGAAAGUAGACUUCUCUAAAAUUGAGAUUUAAAACCUGCCUCAAUUUAAAGGUAAAAUUAGAAAAUUUAAAUUUUCUGAUAACUGUGCAGAUAUUGAUAUUGAAAAGUGGAAGUUACUGUAUGUAGCUAAGUUGCGAGCCUGCUUUAAACUGGCUGACUUUACUGAUAGUAAAAAAGAAUUAGAAUUCAAAGACUAGAAAAAAGACACAUUAAUAGAAGUUAUAGACAUUCUGGAGGAUCCCGAUCCCGAUGAGGAUGAGCCACAUCUUGAGGAAGCAUGGCCUCACCUAUAACUAGUAUAUGAAUUGCUUCUUAAAUUUGUGAUGACUACUUUCAUCCCCUCAUCUGUAAUUGCUGCUAGCAUAAGUUCAUCUUUUAUCAAAUAAAUGCUUGAUCUCUUCGAUUCUGAGGAUCCAAGAGAAAGAGACUAUCUCAAGACUAUUUUGCACAGAAUAUAUGGGAAAUUUAUGCCCUUAAGGACCCCUAUCAGAUAAUAAGUAAUGAACUUAUUGCUGAAGGUAACCUAUGAGCAUGAGAAUCACAAUGGUCUAACUGAACUACUCGAAAUCUUAUCCUCUAUUGUUUCCGGUUAUACAGUACCCUUAAAGCCCGAACAUCAAGAAUUCUUCAUGAGAGUUAUGGUACCUCUUCACAAAGUAAAGUAACUUUCGAACUUCAAUACUUAACUCCAACUGUGCAUUAAAAAUUUCCUCGAAAAAGAUAAUACUUUAAGCGUCCCACUUAUAAAAGGAUUAAUAAAGAUCUGGCCGAUCACUAAUCCAGCCAAAGAAGUGAUAUUCUUGAACGAAAUAGAAGAGAUAAUGGAUACUCAUCCUACAGUUACUUAAUAGAAAUUCUCAGAUUUUGGACCUAAACUAUUGAAGAGGAUGAUAAAGACUUCUUAAUCUAUGCAUUACUAAGCAGCAGAGCGAGCUCUGUUAUAACUUAACUCUGAUACUAUCUAGAAACUAGUCAAAUAAAAUAAAGCCAUUGCCUAUCCUCUGGUGGUAAAGAGUUUGCUUUAAGGUUCUCAGUAAUCACAUUGGAACUAAACAGUAACAACUAUUACUUAUACAGUGAUCAGAAGUUAUAUGGAGAUGGAUCCAGAGGGAUUCGAUCAGUUAUAGAAAAUAGCCACGAGUGAGGAUAAAACAAAACAAGCAAGAUCUAAAGAAAUUGAGGGUAGAUGGUCAAGGCUCGAAUAGAAAGUAGGAGUUUUAAGCAAUUGA